AUGCUCGGGAAUUAUAGUCCAUUACUGCUUUUCAAUUGGUUAGAGUCGGUUUUUGUCGACAUGCCUCCGAUAGAUCAUGGCAUGUGUGUCGACAGAUCAUCAAAUAAUGAGAGAAGCGAGAGUCCAGAACCAGAUGAUAAUGUAUCACCAGAACCACCUGACCGUCCCCCUGGAAAAGCACGCCAAGUGCAUCCGGAACAAAAAACACAGAUUUUGGCAUACGAUUCUACAUACCGGAAGAGGAAUAAACCAAAAUCUUUACCAUUAGAAGACAAUCAGAUGUAUAAUCAUUUGGCAAACUCAAAUGUAGCCAUGUCUCCUGUGUAUCCCUUGACGCCAAAUAUUUGUGUCGAAGGUGGGAAAAUCGAGUUCAUAAAAUCGCCACCAAGCGGUAGAAGCAGUAUGGCGCUAGGAUCGCCACCUCAGACGCCGCUAGCGCCACGCCGCGACUCGAAAGAUAAACAUGAUUUUCGAGCUAGCAGUGACGAACCUGAGAAGUUCGACGGUGAUAAGGAACUAUUGGAAAAGCGAAUAAAACAGCUGGAAGUUCAACUUGAAGAGGAGAAACGAAGGACGCAGCGUGAACGCAUGGCGGUCACGAAACUCCAAAAUAAAUUGAUAAAGGUAAGCACCUCUUUACCUGAUGAAGUUCACUGA
This is a messenger RNA of Leptosia nina, 657 nucleotides long. The record is from the annotation of a GenBank genome assembly. NCBI's taxonomy places the organism in Eukaryota, Metazoa, Arthropoda, Insecta, Lepidoptera, Pieridae.